AUGGAGGCUGCCUCCAGCCCAGGAGCCCUGCAGAAGUUGCUGCAGUGCCUGCGCACUGAGACAGAGCCACGCAAGCUCUACCAAACCCUCAAGAAUCUCUCUUCCCUGCCCAAGCUCUGCGACACCCUGGCGGAGAUUAACUUCCAGCAGACCAUCAAGCUCCUGAGGAACCAGCAGCUCCUGGUCCCCUUUGCCAAGGACUUAGCUGCCUGCUUGUCAGAGAGGCCCCAUUUUGGGCCCCAGCCUGAGCCAGACCUGCAGAACUUUGCCUGUGAGUUGAACCUGAUGACACAACCACCCAGAAAUUGUCCACAAGACAAGCCACGUGAGUCAGCAUCAAAGGAACACAGACAAGAUGGAACAGAGGUCUUCAAAGUGAGCAGGAGCAGCAAACACUCAAGUCCGGGCCCCAGCCAGUGCCGGAGCCCGAGCCACACCCGGGCCCCAAGACCCUGCCUGAACCCCAGUCCGGGAUGGCGAUCCAGACCUAGACUAAGACAGAGACAAAGCCCAAGCACUAGCCCCAGCCCAAACGAGAGCCAGAGCCAGAGCCAGAGACUGAGACCAAGCCCCAGACUGAGAUCAACACCUAGACCAUGUCCAAGCCCAAGCACACAAACAAGCCCAGAACGAAGGGUGAAUCCCAACACAGGGCUGGAGCCAAGAGGAAGAAAGAGGCCAAGAGUGUCCUUAGGGGAACCACAGCUACCUGCACAGAACCAGGGGCAGGUUUCAAAGACCCCAGGAAGUACAGAGGAGCCCUGGCCCCUCCAAGCAGCAAAGCCGGUCACCAGCAAGUCAGAUGCUGGGGGAAAGACUCCAGGCCACUGCAUUCAGGAAGAGCACCAGGAUGGUUCUUUGGAGACUUGCCUCAACUCUGACAGCUCUCUUUCCUCUGCUCUGAGGCUGCAGCUGACUCGCUGCAAGAGUGGGGGGAAAAGCACCUGGAAAGCUGAGGCCCUUAGGCCUGGAACAAAGGUGCCCAGGGGUAAGUCAGAUAUUUGCCAAGAUCAAAAUGGCCAUGGAGUCGAUGGGCAUCCCAUUGCAGAAGAUGCUUCCAGUCUCCAAGCAGGCGUCCCACUGAGUGGCCAGGAACAGUCUUCAAAUGACACUGAAGAAGAAGACCCGCCUUGGGCGCGCAGGACCCACUUCAAAACACCAGUCUAUUCGGGUCCUGCACCUGCCAGGCUCCUGCAGAAAUCCCAGAAAGGGUGCCUUCCUAAGCCCCUUGACUGCCCCUUGCCAACUGGAUGCCAAGGCACAGCUGAAGAAACUGAGCCCUGGCAGCAGGAGAAGUCCAGUCCCAAGACACACAUUGGCAAGCCAACUCACACCCAGACUGAGAGUGACACAAUCCUCCAGCUGCAGGAGUCCUCUGAGCUGAGGCUGCAAACCCUGAGAGCCCGCCUCCAAGGCAAGCAAGCCAUGAAGCCUCAAGGCCGCCAAACCAAGAUGAUUGCCUUCCAGGCUCAAGCCACAAGUCCAGGCCAGCAGGCAGAGUCUAGACCGGGAGGGGCGGCCUCCCCCAAAAUGAGUAGACUCCAGGAGGCUCCUGCCCACGGCUUGCCACAGAGUGCAACCUGCCCACAGUCCAGGGUCAGUACCAAGCCUAAGAAACCUGCCCCACUCAUGGCCAAGGCCAUCAGGCUUUACAAGAAGAGGCUUGCUCAUAGGUGA
Molecule: messenger RNA, 1677 nt
Organism: Peromyscus californicus insignis
Lineage: Eukaryota; Metazoa; Chordata; Mammalia; Rodentia; Cricetidae
Product: elongin-A3 member D-like
Exons: 1
Coding region: 1-1677 (558 amino acids)
Source: RefSeq, a predicted model, not a curated record